AUGAGCGCCGACGAAGCUGGAGAAGCGGCCGCCAUUUCCGCUACAAAUGGCGACUCCCGCGAUAUCACUACCAUUGCAACCCCCGGAAAGAGGAAGCGUUCUACCCAGGAUGAUCCCAGUUCCUCUGCGCCGCGCGAUCGAGCAAAUCUCCACGAAACCCUCAGCAACUUGACCAGGCUUCUACUCAAGCAUGACUCCGAGCUCAAACUCCUUUCCUGUCCCUUCCCAGCAUCUACAGCCAAGCCUCGAACGAAGCGCGCGAAGGUCUCCGGUGACCAAGAUACCUCCAAUAUUCAGACGCGCGUCAACUCGGAUCGAUACAGCACUCUACAGGAGUUCCUUCAUGAUAUUGAAAGAGCAUCAGCUGCCGUCAUUGAACGUAACCAAGGCCAGACCAAUGGUACAAGAGACGACGGUGCACCCUUAACUGAAGUGGUCAAUCAGAUUGCAGCAUUCAAGAAACACAUGAAUAGUUUAGUUGGCCAGACUUUCGUCAACCAGGCUGAAAUCAAGACCGAGGCGAUGGAGGAUGAUGAUGAUAGCUCCACAGAUCUCCACGCGAUCAAUUUCUGCACUCGUGAGGAUAAACAUGCAUUGACACUCUUUGGAAAUCCAGCGCACCCACGGCAGCUUUUUUCAAGUCUUCAGAAGUCCAUGAAGGUGCCAUUACAGUCCGAGUCUGGGCCUGAGAAAUUCGUCGAAGUACAGGAGGAGUUGCGCGACACCGCUUUGCCCAACGGCAUCACAACCACGAAGGUUGCUCCUUUCAACCUGGCCGCUGCAUCCCUACCGAAGCGGACAUUCGGUGAAGUGUUCGCUCCACGUCCGACACUACCACAGUUGGAGCCACCGCGCAAGAGAUCCCACCGGAGUAGCUCAGUCUCCUGGAUUGAUCGCUUCGAUGCCACUUUUGAUAGCAAGUCGUUCCUGGGUGAACGAAGCAACUAUUGCCUUGCACCCCUGCCGUCUACCCAAUGGGUUCAGUACGGUGGAAUUACAUCGUCACCAGCCUACUGGGACCGUGUUGAGAAACAACACACAGACUCGGAUAUUGUUCACAAAUCGGGCGACCCUGCUCUUUGGAGCGGCAUCGAUUCGUCUGCUCUCCAGGGUGUCUUUUCCUCGUUUGCGCCUUCUUUUGACAGUUCCAACUCAAUCGUGCAGCAAGAUUCAAAGAACAUGGUUUGGUGGGGCCAGCGAGGCGCAAACCGCCUAAGCACUCUGCUGUGUAUUCCUUUUGGUGGAGAAUCAAAACAAGAUGGCACAACAGCUCAACCUGGCAAUAUCGGAGACCUUGAUGAGAGUUCUUUAGAGGAGAUGGUCAAGUCCUUUAACCCUGACGACUUUGCUCAAGAUAUCACACAACUCGAUGUGAAGACUGCAGAUGAUCCCGAAUCCAGAGAGAUCAAGGAAAUGCUUGGCGAUAUUUCUGGAUUGCUUGAUACCCUCAGCUCUUACCAGCGGAUUCGAAACCUUGAUCAACCUGCUUCUUUUCCCAACCACCAGGAAUCCGAGACAAAUGGAACUCCUGCGCCUGAUUCUACCGACGAGAACACGCCAUCUGAUGCUGAGUAUAGCGUCUAUGAGACCCUCAAAUCAAGUCUUGUGGCCAUCAUCAGCACCCUGCCUCCUUAUGCUGUUGCUAAGUUGGAUGGUCACAAACUAUCCGAAUUGAACAUCAGCCAAAAGAUUUUGAUUGAUACUCCCGACUAUAAUGGUACUAUGGAGAAGGACGACUUUACUUUGUCUCAGGAAAGGGCAGCAGCACUGAUGGCAGCAACAUCCGCGGCAAACCGGAAUUCGACGCCCUCUUCCCAGCGGCCCCCUAAUUACCAGGGGUCUCAACCAAGCUACAGCCAGCGUGCUUUUGCCUCUAACGCCCGCCUCUCACAAUCUCAACCAGGUUUCCAGGGCGCCCCUCAACAGGUGCGCCAACCUUCAGCACCAUCUACAUACACCCAGGCUUAUGGUGUGGGUCGUCCACCCAGUACACCCAGCCAACAGCGCCCCGGCCACCCCUCUCAAUACUCACAACCGAGUCAAGGCCAAUACCAGCGCCCCGCUCCUAACGGCUAUUAUUCCGCACAGCAAGGACAACCAUCCCAAGGCACACUACAACCUUACACAACACGACCCAGCCAGCCAGGCUUUAACGCUACGCCGCAGGGCCGUACACCUUAUACCCCCGCAGGCUCUGCCCAACCCCAACGAGUCCAGUACCCAAAUCAAACCCCCUCACAAGGCGGCUUUGCUGCAAACUCGGCCGCGGCCGCUGCUGCUGCCACACAUGCCCGCAGUGCCGCGGAACAAGCUGCAUUGAUGGACCGUAACAAGGCCCAACUGGCUGCCCAGCAGACCAGACACAGCCCGUCAACCCCACAGCCACUGGGCUUGGAGUCACAAGAGGGCAGCGCAACACCGGGAAGCAGGCAGAAUGGCACACCUGCCUAA
Molecule: messenger RNA, 2451 nt
Organism: Penicillium nucicola
Lineage: Eukaryota; Fungi; Ascomycota; Eurotiomycetes; Eurotiales; Aspergillaceae
Exons: 2
Coding region: 1-2451 (816 amino acids)
Source: RefSeq, a predicted model, not a curated record